UUUGCUGUUUUUCUUGACCAGGCUUUUAUUUUAAAGGUUCACGCUGGAAUACAUUUUUAAUAUCUCGCGAGCUUGACGCCCAGUGGGGCGAGUGGUGGGAGACGGAGAGGGGCACUGGAGGAGAACAGAAGAAGAGGACAGGAGGAGAAGAGGUGAGGAGGGUGCGGGUGGAGGACAUUCACUCAUUGUUACCAACUCGAGGAACGAGGACCUCGUUGCUGCACGUGAAUUUCCGGAAGAGCAUUAAGAUUUCCAUUGUCCAGCUGUUGUGGAUAUUUUUCAUAGGCAACAUUGUUUUCUGGUGACAAAAAGAAAGGACGGACUGGGCUUCCCAGCCACAGCAUCUCUCCGGUGAUGGAGGUGUAGAUGCUGACCGGAAUCUCCGCUGUGAUGGAUCCAUCCAGCCAUGGCUAUGAGGGAUUAUAGUCCCCAAAUGGGACUGUUUCUCUGUGAUCUGAGCAGCAAGUCCAGGAGCCUUGGGACUUCCCUGUACUGGUGAAUGAGCCUCAUGCUAACAGGGCUCGACCCCUCAUCCUAAUCAGCCAUCUCCCGGGAUCCUGCCUUUCUUCUGAACGGACCAGUAAUGGAUCUUCUAUGGGUGUUUUGUGUGUCCAUGCUAACGGCAUGUGUAGCCAUCCCCAUGGACGCGGCGGCGGGAAGCCACAGCCUCUUCACCUGCGAACCCAUCACCCUGCGCAUGUGCCAAGGGCUGCCGUACAACUCCACCUUCAUGCCUAACAUAAUGAACCACUAUGACCAGCAGACUGCCGCUCUUGCCAUGGAGCCGUUCCAUCCCAUGGUGAACCUGCAGUGCUCCCCGGAGCUCAGGAUGUUCCUGUGCGCGCUCUACACCCCGGUGUGCACCGAGUACGGCCGGAUGACCCUGCCCUGCCGCCGCCUCUGCCUGCAGGCCAGGAGCGACUGCUACAAACUGAUGGACAUGUUCGGCGUCAACUGGCCCGAGGAGAUGGACUGCAACAGGUUCCCAGACUGCGACGAGGCCUACCCCCGCCCCGUAGACCUCCUGUCCAGCUCGGACACCACCGAGUCGCCCAUCUCCGUCCAGAGGGACUACGGCUUCUGGUGUCCCCGCGAGCUAAAGAUCGACCCAGAGCUGGGCUACUCCUUCAUGGGGGUCCGGGACUGUUCCCCCCCAUGUCCGAACAUGUACUUUACCCGCGAGGAGCUGGCCUUUGCCCGCUACUUCAUCGGAGUGGUGUCCAUCGUCUGCCUGUCCGCCACCCUCUUCACCUUCUUGACUUUCCUCAUCGACGUGUCGCGGUUCCGUUACCCGGAGCGCCCGAUCAUAUUUUACGCUGUGUGCUACAUGAUGGUGUCCCUGGUCUUCUUCCUCGGGUUUCUGUUGGAGGACAAAGUUUCCUGUAACGCGGCGAGCCCCGGAAGUUUCAGGGCUUCAACGGUCACUCAGGGCUCUCACAAUAAGGCCUGCACCAUUCUCUUCAUGGUACUGUACUUCUUCACCAUGGCUGGCAGCGUGUGGUGGGUCAUCCUGACCAUCACCUGGUUCUUGGCGGCUGUCCCCAAGUGGGGCAGCGAGGCCAUCGAGAAGAAGGCCCUCCUGUUCCACGCCUGUGCCUGGGGCGUGCCCGGCGUGCUCACCGUCUCUCUGCUCGCCCUGAACAAGAUCGAGGGGGACGGCAUCAGCGGCGUGUGCUUUGUGGGUCUGUACAAUCUGACGGCGCUGCGCUGGUUCCUGCUGGCUCCACUGGGUCUGGACGUCGUGGUGGGUGUUGUGCUCCUGCUGGCCGGGAUAGCUGCCCUCAACCGCGUGCGCAUGGAGAUCCCGCUGGAGAAGGAGAACCAGGACAAACUGGUGAAAUUCAUGAUUCGCAUCGGCGUGUUCUCUGUGCUCUACCUGGUCCCCCUGCUGACCGUCCUGUCCUGCUACCUGUACGAGAGCAGCUACCGGCCCACCUGGGAGACCACCUGGGUGCAGGAGAAGUGCAGAGACUAUCACAUCCCCUGCCCCUAUCAGGUCGAUCGCACCAGUCGCCCUGACCUGGCGCUCUUCCUCAUCAAGUAUCUGAUGAUGCUGAUCGUGGGAAUCCCCUCCGUGUUCUGGGUGGGCAGCAAGAAGACCUGCUUCGAGUGGGCCAGUUUCUUCCACGGCAAAAGGCGCAAAGAUGGGAUGGUCAAAGAGAGCCGGCAGGUGCUGCAGGAGCCCGACUUUGCCCAGCUGCUGUUCCGGGACCCCAACACGCCCAUCGUGAGGAAGUCCCGGGGCACCUCCACCCAGGGGACGUCCACCCACGCCUCCUCCACCCACCUGGCCAUGCUGGACGAGCCCCCCAGCGCCAGCACCAGCCGUGCGGGCUCGGUGCGCAGCGCCCGCUCCAAGAUGAGCAGCUACCACGGCAGCCUGCACCGCUCCCGGGACGGCAGCAGAUACACGGCGUCCAGUUUCCGGGCGGCGGAUGAGCGGCUGCCCUUCGGGAGUACGCCGCGCCUCAACGACCCGCCGGGGUUCUCCAGCAGCUCCACCCGGCUGGACGGCCCCUCCAGGCACGACUCCACCCUGCGGCUGGACAGCCACUCCAGGCACAGCAGCGCCCGGGACCUGAGCACCGCCCCCCCGGCGGCGCUCUGCGUCCCCGGCAACGGGAUCCACAGGGUCCUGGAGGAGGACGGCGCCACGGCCUGAACGGACCCAGAAUCAGGGGGUGGAGCAGAGCUGAAGAGUUGCUCCUUUUGUUUUUUUUUGGAAGCAGGAACAUGUGUGUGUGUGUGGGGUUACUCGCGUCAGGAUUCGGUGUCGUUCGUGGUAUGUCGAGGGCUCCAAAGUCGGACUUUUGCCUUAAGAUGUCCUCCGAGCGUCACCUGCCGGAGGAGCCGACUCCAAAAUCUGAUGUGAAAAAUGGUUUCCCUGUCUGCAAAAGACGGAUGAAGAAGAUGAAGGCUGCGAGGAUGUGCUGCUGGUGGACCUACUUUUCUACACCCGUCGGGUGUAACUGUGACCGACAAAGACACUCUUUACCUUUUUUUUUUUUUCUUAAAAAGUACUCUUACCUGGAUUCGACAAGCAACCACAAAAACACUGGGAGCUCCUCCAGGUCAUGCUUUUUACCAGUUGGAUUUCUCAUCUCUUCAGCGUUUAAAUCCACUUUAUUUUUCAAGUUUUCUCUCCCAAAUUGAAAACUUUUCUACAAAAAGCUGAACAGGAAACUUUACACGAGCCUUGAUUACAAAAAGUACUUAAUGCACCUGUGCAGACAUCGGUUUGGAAAGGGACGUGUCUGGAACCUGGUUUGCUGUUUUGGCCGAAGAGGCUGGGGGAAAAAAAUAGCUAAAUCCUAAAGGAUGUGUUCAGAGAAAACAUUACCAGUUUUUCCUUUAGACACUGAGCAAAGCACUAAAGCGCACGAUUCCGACCCAUUAUUGGUAAACUGAUGGAAUUUCGCUCCGCAUUCUGACGAAAUCUGUUCAGUCUUUGUCAAAUCCUGAGUAGUUUGCAAAUGUGUCUUUACUUCUAGCUGCUGAAGCAGAACCUGUUCCUAGAUGUAAAAACUCCAAACCUGUUCAUUUGUAAUAAAGCU
Molecule: messenger RNA, 3554 nt
Organism: Menidia menidia (Atlantic silverside)
Lineage: Eukaryota; Metazoa; Chordata; Actinopteri; Atheriniformes; Atherinopsidae
Source: the annotation of a GenBank genome assembly